Molecule: messenger RNA, 330 nt
Organism: Miscanthus lutarioriparius
Lineage: Eukaryota; Viridiplantae; Streptophyta; Magnoliopsida; Poales; Poaceae
Source: the annotation of a GenBank genome assembly
AUGGACACGAACCAGGGCGUGGUGGCGGUGGUGAAGCCGGCGUUGGCGAAGGGGACGUCGUCGGCGUCAUUCCGGCUCCGCAACGAGAACCUGAACGCGGUGCGCCUCCGCCACGUGUUCGACCUGUUCGACCGCAAUGGGGACGGCGAGAUCACGGUGGGCAAGCUGGCGCAGGCGCUGGACACGCUGGGCCUGGACACCGACCAUGCCGGCCUAGCCGCCUCCGUCGGCGCCUACGUGCUCGACGGCGCCGCGGGUCUCCGCUUCGAGGACUUCGACAAGCUCCACCGCGCGCUCAGGGACGACUUCUUCGGCGCGCUCGCGGACUAG